Messenger RNA from Acytostelium subglobosum LB1, 729 nucleotides. RefSeq lists its product as hypothetical. NCBI's taxonomy places the organism in Eukaryota, Evosea, Eumycetozoa, Acytosteliales, Acytosteliaceae. The coding region runs from base 1 to 729 and encodes 242 amino acids. The transcript has a single exon. The record is from RefSeq and is a predicted model, not a curated record.
AUGAGCCUCCUCUUGCUGUCCUCCACUAGCUCGGCCAAGGAUACCAAGAACCAUCUUCUCCCUCCACUUGUUGUCGAACCAACGACUGCGACAACCUCCUCCACUUUUUCACCGAGCUCCUCGUCCAACUCAAUCGAGUGUCCACCCCUCUCCUCAUCGCUAGAGGCUUCCAACAUUCCUCCCCUUCCCCACCACUCUUUUGGCUUCACUAAUGCUGCCAGUGGUAUUCCAACGUCUGUGCCCACCUCACCGCCAUCAUCAUCACUGUCCUCAUCCUCGUCGUCACUGCACCACAAGGAAGAGGAGAUUGGCUUCCUCAAACAUCAGCUCCAGACUGUGUUGGCCAAUCUGGGUGCCAUUAACCAAGCCACGGUCACCGACGUCGGUUCUCUUCAUUCCCUGAUCAGCAAAGAGAUCCAAAGAAUCGCCGGCAUCUACAACGCCUAUAAUGAGCCCAACACAAUUAACACAUCGACCAACGAUCUGAUGAUUGAUGAUGAACCCAACGACAAACAAGAUACUUCAUCAUCAUCCUCAACAAUCAAUUCUACAUCCACACCAUCAUCUUCAUCAUCAACUUCAACAUCAUCAUCCACAACAUCGACAUGUACAAGCAACAGCAGUCCAACAAAGCCCUGCAACACCUUGGAACAGUUUGAGGAUGAUGCCAACUGUGUUCCAUCGAUCUCUGGACUGAGUGCACUCUCGAUGGUAGCCACAAACAUCUAA